This is a messenger RNA of Sinocyclocheilus grahami, 2141 nucleotides long. Its product is annotated as protein-tyrosine sulfotransferase 1-like. Gene Ontology annotation, cellular component: Golgi apparatus. Lineage: Eukaryota; Metazoa; Chordata; Actinopteri; Cypriniformes; Cyprinidae. Gene Ontology annotation, molecular function: protein-tyrosine sulfotransferase activity. The coding region runs from base 334 to 1389 and encodes 351 amino acids. Gene Ontology annotation, biological process: peptidyl-tyrosine sulfation. The transcript is spliced from 2 exons. The record is from RefSeq and is a predicted model, not a curated record.
UUGAAAGUGUUCCCCUUUUUUCACAGGCAUAAUGGUGCUGACAGAAAACAUAAGGCUUGACUUACGAAGUCUGAAUUUAUUGAAGCUCCAAGCAAAGGCCUGAAGAGCUGCUGGCUGGAAAAAUGUUGCCCAUCCCUUCCCUCCCCCAAUAAACCUUUACCUAAGCUGCCUUUCAACAUUCUUUCACCCAGAACAUUUCUGAAAAGCAUUCGCUCUGUCUUUCCAAGAUCCCUCUUAACCUUUCCCUUUCUGCUAAGUCUGUUUUGCCCAUUUUGUUUUGCCUCAUUCUCCUUUUUUGUAACCACAAACCACAUUCUCCCCUAACUAUAAGUCAUGAGAAAACAAACAUGCAACGUUCUUCUGGUCUGUGGGGUCAUCAGCUCCAUCACAGUAUUUUAUCUUGGCCUCAGCACGAUAGAAUGUCCAACUGCUCGUUCUCGUGCGGCACAGCAUGGGUGGGCGGUAAAUCUACAAGCUGGCCGAAACCUAAGCGACCCAUUACAACUCCCUGAGGAGUACAAUGAGGAAACCCCUCUCAUUUUCAUUGGCGGAGUCCCUCGUAGCGGCACCACACUGAUGCGGGCUAUGUUGGACGCCCACCCUCUGGUUCGGUGUGGACAAGAGACCCGCGUCAUCCCCCGGCUGUUAGCCAUGCAGGCCACAUGGAGUCACUCCGCACGUGAACGUGUCCGUCUGGACGAGGCUGGCGUCACCGACGAGGUCCUGGAUUCAGCUGUACGUGCCUUCCUGUUGGAGAUCAUAGUGGGGCACGGCGAGCCCGCUCCGAGGCUCUGCAAUAAGGACCCUUUUGCUCUCAAGUCUCUCACCUACCUCUCCAAGCUCUUCCCAAAAGCAAAAUUUAUUCUUAUGCUCCGCGAUGGCAGGGCCACCGUACAUUCUAUGAUUUCCCGCAAGGUGACUAUCACCGGAUUCGACUUAACAAGUUACCGGGACUGUUUGGUGAAGUGGAACCGGGCGGUGGAGGUUAUGUAUGACCAGUGCCUGGCUGCAGCGGAUGGCAACUGUCUGCCUGUGCAUUACGAGCAGCUGGUCCUGCAACCUGAGCGAGUGAUGAGCAAGCUCCUUCAGUUCCUGGAUCUGCCGUGGGACACUGCCGUGCUGCACCACGAACAGCUUAUUGGGAAAGCUGGUGGUGUUUCACUGUCAAAGGUGGAGCUGUCAACGGAUCAAGUAGUCAAGCCAGUGAAUACAGACGCUCUGUCUAAAUGGGUGGGCAAGAUCCCUGCUGAUGUGGUGAAUGAUGUGGCCAGCCUUGCCCCGAUGUUAAGUCGCUUAGGUUAUGACCCUCUAGCCAACCCGCCAAACUACAACAAGCUUGAUCUCUUAUUUCUGAACAACACAAAAAUAGUGAGGUUAAUCCAAAACUGAAAGGUCCUCUCAACUUGUGAAUAUUUUGAAGCAAUAAACAAUGCAUUUUAUGAGCACGUAAAGCCUUUACUUGAAUUAACAACUUGUAGUAUUUACAAAACUGAGCCACUUUAAUCAGCAGUUUUGUAGGAAAGAAAUACAGCUUAUUGUUACAGACCAUUGUUGCUUGUGGCAAAAGUUUCAUACAGUGAUAUAAGGCAUUCUAAAACCUAGUUUUAAUGUUGUAUAAUAAAGUAAUUUUUUUCAGUUAAAUUUGAUUUAAAUGUUUUGUUAUUUGUAUGCUUUGGUGUUGCUAAUGAUUUCAGUCUACUGUGUAUGUGUUAAUGCAUGCAUGUUGUGGUAAAUGUGUCAUAAUGAGUGAUUAUUACACAGGAAACUAUGUUUGUUGAAAGAGGAAGUCAACUGUUGCACAAAAUUACUUUUUUAGUUUGUUCUCAUUGACUGCAAGAGUAUGAAUGAAGUUUGGAGAUGUUUUAUAAUAGUUAAAGACUAUAUAGGCCUUUUAUUGCGAAUUUAUCAAUUCAUUGUAUAUUUGACAAAUGUGGUCCAAAUAUGACGGACUUUGGACAUGGUCUCUGCUGUGGAUGAACUCUGUCCUCAACAUUCCUUCACAGUGAAAGUCCAGUAACUUUGGACCAGUCUCUCACUUGCAUGAGAUUUCAAAGCUUGUAUAUGUAACAUAUUUUUUGUUACAGAAGAACCGUAUAUUUAUUAAAUGUUGGUUAUUUCUAAAGAAACCCUGUGUGUGCAUA